GUCGAUGAAGUCUACCUUUCUGCGUCGAUACACCCUUUCAGGGUCCUGUGCCUGUAUUUGACACGUACCCCAGUUUGAUAACCAAUGUAUCGGACCUGAAGUGUUUCAGUCGGUUUAAAACUGACAGAUCUUUUUAAACAUUAGUACAGACUGGUUUCAUAACCUGGAAGCAUGGAGGCAGGAGCGCGUGACGCGGCAGCAGGUGCUCCAUUCGUCCAACCAUCCAAUAAGAAGAGAAAGAUCAGUAAAGACAUCAAACAGUCCACCCCCGUCCCAUCAGAUCAGACCAGCACCAUGAAGCGUCUCUUUGGUUUUGAGAAGGAAGAUCUGUCCUCAUGGCAUCGACUGGUGUGUCUCCUGAAUCGCCCCACUGACCCGGCCUCACUCGGCAUUUUCCGUUUUUUAUUUGGUUUGUUAAUGGUGCUGGAUGUCACCCAGGAAAGAGGCCUCAGUCACCUGGACUACAAAUAUUUGGAUGGGGCACCCGUGUGCCGCUUCCCUCUUUUCAACUUCCUAAAGCCCCUUCCCAUGGACUGGAUGUUCUUUGUUUAUUUCAUUAUGUUCCUCGGCGCUGUUGGUAUCAUGCUUGGUGUUUUUUAUCGCUUUGCGUGUCUGAUGUUUAUAUCCUCUUACUGGUACGUGUUCUUCCUGGACAAAACGGCCUGGAACAACCACUCUUAUCUAUAUGGGCUUAUUAGCUUCCAGCUCACUCUCAUGGAUGCUAACAGAUACUGGUCAUUAGAUGGACUCCGAAAUCCCAGGAAGAGGAAUGCUCACGUACCCCUAUGGAACUACACUGUACUCAGAACUCAGAUUUUUAUAGUGUACUUCAUUGCCGGGGUCAAGAAACUGGAUGCUGAUUGGGUGGAAGGGUACUCGAUGAAAUACUUGGCACACCAUUGGUUAUUUGACCCAUUCAAAUUGAUUUUACCUGUGGAAUCGAUCAGUCUGAUGGUUGUCCAUGGUGGAGGUCUGAUCUUAGACCUCACAGCUGGGUAUCUCCUUUUCUUUGAUGCCACCCGCCCGGUCGCCUUUUUCUUUGUGAGCUAUUUCCACUGCAUGAACUCCCAACUCUUUAGCAUAGGAAUGUUUUCCUACACCAUGUUGUCUACGAGUGCUCUCUUCUGCUACCCUGAUUGGCCCAGGCGCUUCUUUGGCCGUUUCCCAGAAUUCCUGCAGCCUAUCCUGCCUUUUAUCUCUCCUCCGCCAUGCCCUAGUUCCUCUUGCGUGUACCCUAAUCCAGCCAGCGGGUCUAGAGAGCAAAAUGAGGGUCACGCUGUCUCCAAACCAUCCACACCUGGCUUCAAACACAAACUCGGGGCGAUCUUCACUAUCAUUUACAUCGCGGAGCAGUUCUUCCUUCCUUACUCACAUUUCAUCACACAGGGCUAUAAUAACUGGACCAAUGGACUGUAUGGUUACUCAUGGGACAUGAUGGUUCACUCUCGGUCACAUCAGCAUGUCAAGAUCACCUACAGAGACAGCGUCACAGGAGAGGUUGGAUACCUAAACCCUGGAGUUUUUACUCAGAGUCGGAGAUGGAAAGACCAUGGAGAUAUGUUGAAGCAGUACGCCACCUGCCUUAACCAAAAUCUGCCCCGUUUUAAUAUCUCAGACCCGGAGAUCUACUUUGACAUUUGGGUGUCUAUUAAUGAUCGCUUUCAACAAAGGAUAUUUGACCCACGUAUUGACAUCGUGAGAGCUGAUUGGUCGCCGUUUCGCCCCAAUCCAUGGCUCAUGCCGCUGCUUGUGGACCUCUCCCCGUGGAGGACUAAAUUUGAGGAGAUUGAGGGAUCUUUAGAUAAUCAGACCGAAGUGGUCUUCAUCGCUGACUUCCCAGGCCUUCAUCUUGAAAAUUAUGUAAGUGAAGAUUUGGGGAACACCAGCGUUCAGGUUUUGCAGGGUUUGGUGAAUGUUGAGAUUGUGGACGAGAAGAAGAACUACAGUUUACAACCAGGAGAAAAAAUGCAGCUUCCAGCUGGUGCAUAUCACAAGGUCUACACUGUAUCUGAUAAGCCAUCAUGUUACAUGUACAUCUACGUCAAUACUACUGAGGCGGCGCUGCAGGAAAACUUUACGAAGCUUUUGGAAAUUCAGGAAAAAGUGCGGAAUGGAACAGAGACCGAACCUUUACCUCUAGAGUUGCAGCCGCUCAUCACUGGCCUCGAUGACAACGACUCAAAUGACAGCGUGAUCGACCCCGUGGUGCGAAUCUUCCUGAAGCGCCAGAAACGCAUGCAGGCCGUGAAGAAAAGGCGAGAAGCUUCUUUGCUCGAGAGGUUCGAGAGAUUUGCCUCGAAGAAAUACUACUCGAUCAGACGAGGGUUCCUCAUGACAGCCAUUGCGUUGCGUAAUCUGGCAGUGGGUUUGCCACCGCUGGAGCAGCUGCAGAGGGAAGUGGCCUAUGCCAACCUGAAGGAACCCGAGGCAGAGACCAAUCAGGAUGAGCGUCUUAAAGAUGAGGUUGGGCACGGAGAACUGUAAGAUUGAGCGAAGGGCUGCCGGCCAAUUCACAUAUAUUACAGCAAAUGAACAAAUGCUUUAGUAGGUCAGUAUUUCAGAGCAGUGUCUGUGAAGAAGGUCAUUUAUUGUUUACAGGUUGAUCAAAGUUGUUUUUUUUAUUUCUAAGUUUUAAUCAUUUCACAUAGUAUCAUUCACUAAAACUGAUAGUUCACACAGGUUGUGCAAGUUGUUACAAACCUGUAUACAUUUUUUUGUUUUGCUGGACACAAAGGAUAAUAUAUGUAAUAUUUGUGAGGAGGAAACAGAAGCACCAUUGUCUUCCAUAGUAGAAAAUACAAAUACUAUGGAAGUCAAUGGUGCUUAAACGGUUUAGUUUCAAACAUUUCUAGAAAUAUUUUGUGUGUUCAGCAGAACAAAGAAAUUUAUACAGGUUUGUAACAACUUGAGGGUGAGUAAAGGAAGAGUUCAGUUCCACAACUAGAUAACGCCGUUUUUUUUCCAAAAUCUCAUUUUUUGAUGCAUUCCAAUUAAUAUCAAUCAAACUGCAGUUGGUUUGUUUUGAUUUAAGCCUUCAUAACUAAAAAAUACAGCCAAGUAGCACAAUAACAACAUGAUAACAUAAUAAUAAACAUGUUUUGACAAGAACCAAUUCUCUUGUUUUGGAACCAAAAGAUGUCUCUUUAAAGGGCCAGUACACCUAAACAUUAAAAUCAUGUAAUCUCCAUUCAAUGGAAGUGAAUAUAGAUGGGGGCCGUCAAGUUUCAAAACACUACAUUUUCACUAUCUUUAAAGUCAGAGCAUAAGUCCCCAUUUUAUAAAUUCAUACAGGUUUGGAACUGCAUGAGGAAGGUCGUACAAAUGCUGAAUUUUCAUUUUUGGGUAAACUGUCCCUUUAAAUUGUUACAUUUCAUUCCCGAAAAACCCUUUUAUUGGUUACUGUAUUACUGUACAUUUUUUUUUGCAUUUUGAGAUUAUAUUCAGAAAAUAGAAACACUACUUUAAAGCCUUACUGUUAAACAUUUUGGUAUUACAGCAAAAUGUGUACAAUGACACUAAAAGAGACCUAGGCUUGUUAGAUGUUAUUUUUUUGUUUAAUGUUUUUUUAACCUAAUGAAAGGUUUUAAGGUACUCUGUCAUAUAGUGUCUUGUUUCGAUACAUUAUAUAAAAUACAGAUGAAAUCAUUGAUUUUGAAAUGUGCCAGGUAUGUGGAGAGGUACACAAUUGUCUUUAAUGCAUAAGUUUCAUUAUGCAAAACAGGGGCCUGUUUCUUAGCAUGCACAGAAUUGAAGUUUUAAUAUGCAAACUGAUUGUGAGUAAAGAUUUAAGACAGUUUUUGAAUAAACAAUGCAAAAAUAA
Messenger RNA from Misgurnus anguillicaudatus (oriental weatherfish), 3820 nucleotides. RefSeq names its product gamma-glutamyl carboxylase (gene ggcx). Gene Ontology annotation, molecular function: gamma-glutamyl carboxylase activity; vitamin binding. Lineage: Eukaryota; Metazoa; Chordata; Actinopteri; Cypriniformes; Cobitidae. The record is from RefSeq and is a predicted model, not a curated record. Gene Ontology annotation, biological process: peptidyl-glutamic acid carboxylation.